This is a messenger RNA of Paecilomyces variotii, 1273 nucleotides long. RefSeq lists its product as hypothetical. Lineage: Eukaryota; Fungi; Ascomycota; Eurotiomycetes; Eurotiales; Thermoascaceae. The record is from RefSeq and is a predicted model, not a curated record. The coding region runs from base 1 to 1020 and encodes 339 amino acids. The transcript is spliced from 7 exons.
AUGGAGAGCAUUCAGGAAUCACCAAUGGAGCCAAAGAAGCCUAGCUACUGUCAUACAUGGAAACAUGACAGAGGACAGUUAGAUGAGAAUGGUCAGGUGCUCCGGAAAAGUUCUGAACAAUUCAUUUGCGAACUGGAAGAAGCCGUGGAAGAAGCCUAUGCACAGGUUUUCCAGUUUGUCUUCUUGAGCAUCCAGGAAUCUGACAGGCCGAUCCACAAAACUAAUCCUCAGCCAUCACUUUUUGACCUUAUUUUGGAGGACGUGUAUCUUUCUAUCGAGGAAGCUACAUCUACUCUUUUAGUUGUGGUUCCCGAGCUCCGUCGACUUCAACGCCAGCAAAAUCUGUAUCCAUCCUCAGACUCAGCAAAGAGAUUUCUCUGUUCUAUUAAAAACAGAAUCAGCAUCAACCAUAAAAGAACCCUCUCGGCCGCAAAAAAGAUGCACCAAAGUCUCUGCUGGGAAAGAAUUCAUAGCGCGGAACAACAGAUAAUUCUGGCUAUUCAGCAUCCUACUUAUGAUCCACGCUUGAAUUCGUGGCAGCAGUUUCUAAUGGAUGGCGCCCCUGGAAGCGGUCUCGAUGCUCGAGGUAUCUUCUACGACAAAAAGCCGGACUCACUUGCCACCCCUUCCGGGAGUUCAUCCUUUCGCAUACUUCCUCCUGGGGCUGUGUGUAUCCUAAGAGAAUGGCAUUCAAAGGCAAGAGAGACGGAGAAAAAGUGCAGAGAGACCGCAAUCCCAGGGAGCCUCUCGUCUGAUCCUUCGCAAGCAUAUACAACUCAGGAGAUUCCGACAAUGAAAGAUCAGGUGCCUUCUUUCGGUUUACGACACGAAAUGGUCCGAUUCACAAGUUCCCCAAACAUAUGGUUUCCGCAUCAGCCAGAUUUCCGUGGUUUCGCAGACGUUGCGGAACCAGCACAGCUUUCCUUGAUGAUAGAUACCCUGGAGGGAUAUGACGAACAACGCUUAUACACUGCACCUCAGACGUUUGGUACCGUUAUAAGAACCGAGCAUGCAUUUUAAACGAGCCACGUCCGGGUCAAGCCUAAUCAGGACAAUCCGAGAAUUACCAGGUCAUACAGUUCCUAAUGACUGGAUAAGUCUAUCAUAUAAACCUAGUCAUUCCGGUCCAGCCUGAACUUUAAGCUCUGUGCAUUACGGCCUAUGCGGGGCUUGCAACGAUUGUGGAUGGUUAGAUGGAUAAUGAGUCAGCUGGGACAGCAGUUCUCUUCUCUUCUCUUCUUCUUCUUUUUAGAGACGUUUCUGUUUAUUUGUA